Aricia agestis (brown argus) is the source of this 901-nucleotide messenger RNA. It is a transcript of the gene Rnf146, whose product is annotated as E3 ubiquitin-protein ligase RNF146. The transcript has 6 exons. Lineage: Eukaryota; Metazoa; Arthropoda; Insecta; Lepidoptera; Lycaenidae. The record is from RefSeq and is a predicted model, not a curated record. Gene Ontology annotation, molecular function: zinc ion binding; ubiquitin protein ligase activity; poly-ADP-D-ribose binding. Gene Ontology annotation, biological process: ubiquitin-dependent protein catabolic process; Wnt signaling pathway. Bases 134 to 832 code for a protein of 232 amino acids. Gene Ontology annotation, cellular component: cytoplasm; nucleus.
ACAAUCAGUCAUGCUUGUAAAAUUGCAAAUAAAUUGUUUGCAAAUUUAAUAAAACAAAUUAUAUGGAAGACAGCAGACAUAACAAAAGUUUUAACAAGUUAUUCUAAAAAUAUAUAAUAAGCUCAGACUUAAAAUGGAUUCAGACAGUCCAGAUCUAGAUUGUGCGAUUUGCAGGGAAAAAUGUCACCAUCCCACUAAGUUACCAUGUGGUCACAUAUUUUGCUUUCUGUGUGUGAAGGGAAUUGCCAUACAAAGCAGGAAGUGUGCAUUGUGUAGAAAUCACAUACCAUCUGAUUAUCUGGAUAACCCAGUUCUUUUAGAGAAAAGUAAUGCAGAGGCAUUUGCCAUAGAAAAUGAUGGUGAUUCCUAUCAAUGGUACUAUGAAGGUAGAAAUGGAUGGUGGAAGUAUGAUGAAAGAAGCAACAGUGAGCUAGAAGCUUCAUAUAACGCAGGGGAAACUGAAUGCUCCCUCUUACUAGCGGGCACUACUUACAGUAUAGACUUUCAAAAUAUGAUCCAGGUACGCCGUAGUGACAGAACUAGACGACGAAAAGUUAGAAGAGAUGUUCCAACUUUACCAGCAAAAGGCAUAGCUGGAAUUAAACAAAUUAGCGUAGGAAAUGAUGAAAAUGAAGAAAAUUCUGAAGAUGUAAAUUCAAAUAGUGUAGAUAAUGAGACUGAAGAGAUUGAAAUUGUUGGUGAAAACUAUGUGGCUGAUAACACGGACUCUCCUCAAUCUGCAGAUGAUGUGAUUGAUUUGACACAGAGUGUGAGUUUGAUUUUCAGUAACAUCAACAUUGAAGAUGAUGCAAGAAGAGAUGCCCCAAGAUAAUCCACAGGUUGUGAAGGAAUUAUGAUAGAUUAUUGUAAAAAAUAUAUAUUGUUAAGUUUCAGUAAAAUG